AUGUCUUCAUCCAAUUAUAAAUUCAAAUCAGUAUCAACUGAAUAUUGGUUCCCAAAUUAUAAUGAAGAUGGAUUUUUUGAAGAAAUUGUUUGCGAAGAUGAAAAUGAAGAUAAUUUUGAUGAGAUGGAAGAAAAAGAAGAUUUAGAAAAAGGAGAAUUUGAUGAGAAAAGUAGAAAAAUGGAAAAUGAGAAAAUUUUAGAAGUGGAGGUUAAAAUAGAAGCAAAAGGAGUUAAUGGUGAUGAAGAAAAACUUUUGAGAGAAGAAAAAGAGGAAAAAGAAGAAUUAGUAAAUACUAAUGGUGAAGUACUCAAAGACGUAGAAUUCGAAAAAAAUCAAGUUAAAGAAAGUAGGAAAGAAAUAGAUAGUGAAGUGUUCACAAAAGAAGAAAAUAUCAGAGUUGAAUUUGGUGGAGGAAUUGAAAAUCUUGUUGAAGAAAUAUUGAGGAAUUUUUCUAUAUGA
Molecule: messenger RNA, 459 nt
Organism: Cornus florida
Lineage: Eukaryota; Viridiplantae; Streptophyta; Magnoliopsida; Cornales; Cornaceae
Product: rRNA-processing protein EBP2-like
Exons: 1
Coding region: 1-459 (152 amino acids)
Source: RefSeq, a predicted model, not a curated record